UCCAUUUGUUCGACAACCAUGCUAAUCAGCUGUUCUUGUUAUCUAGACCGCACUUUGAUCGGCUUUUGAACGAACUAUGCUAAAGUCAACAUUCCAUUAGGAUGGAUUUUCGGAAUGCCCGUGCCCGGCAACCGGAAAUUGUACGAUCCGUACAGAAGGAUGCUCGCUACACCAACGAGCUAGCUGAGGAUUUCUCGGAUGUCCUGCGGCUAACAGGUCCUCGGAACUGGAUCAAGUACAACCAAAUGUGCAGGCUGCUGGCAGAACUUAGUUACCAUGGAUUCGCAUCGAUCAACAAUCUGCAAACGCUGGGCGAGGAAUACACAGGCAUCAUACAGGUGGACGAGAACUACAAGCACAUUCCCAGCAGGAUGCUGCAACUCGUGGCCAUUGUCCUGGAGUUUGGUGGAGACUCGCUCUUCCAAAAUCUGCUUAAAAAGCUGGACGUCCUGAUAGCCAAUCAUGAUGAGAUCCGACCCGAAGCCAAGCAGCAGCUGAAGAAUAUCAUUCAGCGACUGCGACAAUCCCCCAGCUACGUGAAGGCGUUACACAAGUCCCUUUUUUACUUGGACGCCAGCAAAUAUCAGCUCUCGAAGCGCACUACCGGCAUCAACUAUGUACUCAUCCGCCAUUGGCUGCAGCCGGAGUUCUCACUGUAUGGUUACAAGAUCCUUGGGGUGAUUACGUUUCUGCAGGUGACUGUUUCGCUGGCCAUCAGUGGAUGGGAUGCCUGGCGGGAGCACAAGCGCCAGCAGCUGGAGACCUUAAAGAAGGUGGGAAAGAAAUUCCUUCUGCGAGGAUCCAGCGUAAACGAGACAGAGUCAGAUGCGCCGCAGUGCAUCCUCUGUCUGGAGCCUCGUACGAACAGUAGCCUGACUCCAUGUGGGCACAUUUUCUGUUGGUCUUGCCUGUUGGAAUGGUUGGAGGAGCGAGACGAGUGUCCCUUGUGCCGGGAAUCGUUGAAAAAGUCACAAGUGAUACAACUACAGAACUAUGCCUAAGUUAACAUGUCUGAUUUUGUGUGUCCAUGCCGCUUUUGUGCUGAUGAUGGAUCAAAAGUUCAAUUUUGUAUUUUUAUAUUUUAUGCGUGUAGUUUAUUUUCCGAAUAAUCAGAAUUACAAUUGGUAAACAAGUCUGGUUUAAAUGUACUGCUAAGAUGUAUAAUUGGUGAUCGUCCAAACUAAUCGAACUUAUUGCUAAUAUGGUAUUUUAUUUUUGAACACGUACAUUAUGGCAUUAUAACAGAAAUAAUUAAAAGUUUGGAGAUUUUUUUAUAAAUGUUUGGGUAGAUACAUUUCUUCAUCUCCUAAAUAGGUUUAAUAUCAUUUUUGUAUAUUUAUACAUUUUAUAUUUCGAUUUUUUCAAAUAAAACUAUGUACAUACAAUCUGUA
Molecule: messenger RNA, 1391 nt
Organism: Drosophila ananassae
Lineage: Eukaryota; Metazoa; Arthropoda; Insecta; Diptera; Drosophilidae
Gene: Pex10
Product: peroxisome biogenesis factor 10
Exons: 2
Coding region: 102-1001 (299 amino acids)
Biological process (GO): protein import into peroxisome matrix
Cellular component (GO): peroxisomal membrane
Molecular function (GO): zinc ion binding
Source: RefSeq, a predicted model, not a curated record